ACAUUAUAACAACUCAACGGCGACUCGAUUCUAUGCCAAAUAUUGAAAUUUAAGCCCUAUGUCCUAUUUUCUAGGUUUGAUUUCAAAAAAUAUAUAUUGAAGUAGUGUACGACGUGUGGUCUACGCGUUGUACACUAAGGUCAACUCCGACACGUUUGCCACGCAUUGACCACACGUCGUCCCCGCAACGACUAUGCGUUUGCGACUGACGCGUGACGGGCAACCAUUUGCCAACCCACCCGUCCGCCCCGUGCCUUCCCCCCGCCCGCCAUCAUUCGCUAUAGAAUCGAAAGACGGGGUGCACGUUGAUAAGCGGUACAGUGAUAUUUUUUGUAAAUCAUGCAGAAAGAAAAGUUGAUAGAAGAAGUGCGAAAAUAUCCGCUACUAUACGACCUUAGUGAUUCGAAAUAUAGCGACGUAAAUAAGAAGGAAAAGGCAUGGAAUGAAAUCGCUAUUGUAUUGUCGCAACCAGCGUCAGAAUGUAAGAAGAUAUGGCAAAACUUAAGGGAAUAUCAUAGAAGAGCCAUUAAAAAGAAAGCAACUAAAAGUGGUCAGAGUGCUACUACUAAUAAAAAAUGGCAAUAUGAAACUGAAAUGUCUUUUUUACUACCACAUUAUAAAGAACGGUCUACAGUGACGUCAGUGGACAACACAGAUGAUGGUGAUGAUGAAAAUAGCUUAUCUGCUGCCGAAAUUUUUGCCAAUUUGACUAAUAAUGAAGAAUCUCAGGACUCGUCAAUUACCUCGGAGCGUCCAGAAUCUUCGGUGUCUAUGUACGAAUCAUCUAAAUCAGUGUUUCCUGACAUCCCAAAAACGACAAAACGAAAGAAAUUGCAAGAAACAAGUGCAUCGGCGGUUUUAAUGGAAUAUUUAUUAAAAAACAAAAAAGAUGAAGAUGGAAAGCAGAAUGACGAAAUGGAUAAUUUUUUUUAAGUAUUUCUAGCACAGUAAAAAAAUUAUCUACCUAUAAUCAAGCACUUUUAAAGUCAAGAAUUUUUAAUUUAGUUUCGGAAGCUGAAAUACAAGAACUGCAAAAUAAUCGAAACUGUUACUAUGAUGAUUUUUUUGCACCAGGAACUUCUGGCUACACAACUCAAAACAUAAAUACAGGUACUACCGGUACUAGCACCGCUAGCACCCAACAGCAAAAUACAACCCCUAUGGAAGAAUCGAGGGUUGAUGGCUCUUCUUUAACACAACUAAAGUAAAAUUGCUUUGCCUUGAUUUAUCCUUUAACUUGAUAUAUGAAUAAAUAAAUAAAUAUAAUUCUAUAAAAAAGUUUCUUAUU
Messenger RNA from Leguminivora glycinivorella, 1288 nucleotides. RefSeq lists its product as uncharacterized. The coding region runs from base 340 to 933 and encodes 197 amino acids. The transcript has 2 exons. Gene Ontology annotation, cellular component: transcription regulator complex; nucleus. NCBI's taxonomy places the organism in Eukaryota, Metazoa, Arthropoda, Insecta, Lepidoptera, Tortricidae. Gene Ontology annotation, biological process: regulation of transcription by RNA polymerase II. The record is from RefSeq and is a predicted model, not a curated record.